AUGACAUACUGCAACGCUAGUUCUCAGCCAACCAUGCUGAAGGAUUCACUUUCCGCUACAGCUUCUCAGUCAAUUCCGUCUAAAUGCUGGAGUCAAUGGACGGUGGGAUUCUACACGAGACACUUGACGACCUACAGAACGAGUAUAACACAUCAAUUUGGCUACUACUUCCUGUGGGCCAAGACCAGCGUUGGUUCUGCUCUCAGUGACUUUAUGGAUAUUGAAAUUGGAAACGGAAACGCUUUCCUUUACUGCAAAUCGAUGAAAAGCGACACAGGAAGUGCUAUAGUCACGUGUACUCAAAUUACUCUAAUAAGUAUUGCCUUGGAAUUUUGGGAUCUUCAUUAUACACUGAUUGCCCCUGUAGGUUUUUACACAGCCACCGCCAGCCAGCUAGGCAUGGAGAGAGAUCAGAUUGCAUUUGGAGACUGGGAAGUACCAAGGGAUUGCGUUGUCUUGAAGGAGUCAUUAGCAAUCAUUCCGCGGGCGGUUGGCCCCGGAGGAAGUAGUCGAGAGUCUGAUAUCGUCGUUACAACCUCUAAGACAGGCAUAGAAGCAGCUAUGCCCAACACUUGGAAAAUGUAG
Messenger RNA from Botrytis fragariae, 585 nucleotides. RefSeq lists its product as uncharacterized. The record is from RefSeq and is a predicted model, not a curated record. The transcript is spliced from 2 exons. NCBI's taxonomy places the organism in Eukaryota, Fungi, Ascomycota, Leotiomycetes, Helotiales, Sclerotiniaceae. Bases 1 to 585 code for a protein of 194 amino acids.